Messenger RNA from Sabethes cyaneus, 3948 nucleotides. RefSeq names its product caspase-like. Gene Ontology annotation, biological process: proteolysis; apoptotic process. The transcript has 3 exons. The record is from RefSeq and is a predicted model, not a curated record. Bases 77 to 976 code for a protein of 299 amino acids. NCBI's taxonomy places the organism in Eukaryota, Metazoa, Arthropoda, Insecta, Diptera, Culicidae. Gene Ontology annotation, cellular component: cytoplasm.
UUGUGUUAAGCUUGGAGAGGUUUAACUAAAGUUAUUUUAUAUUCAGUCCAAAAAUUACGCACAAAGAGCGCGAAAGAUGAGUGAGGUAGAUUUGAUUGAAAAAGUAUCGUGUUUGGAAGAAUCCAAUCAAACCAACGCUAUUACGGAUGUCGCAGAUGCUUUGGGUCACGGAAACGGACUCGACCACUAUGGAAAUCGAAUCAAAGCACGCAUGCCAGUUGAUCGUUAUGCAUCUGACUAUAAUAUGAAUCAUCCUAAACGUGGUUUUGCCUUACUUUUCAAUCAUGAACAUUUUGACAUUCCGCAACUGAAAUCAAGAACUGGAACAAAUGUAGAUUGUGAAAAUCUAGCCGCAACAUUAAAGUAUCUUGACUUUGAUGUAAGAGUAUACAAAGAUCUCAAACUUCGGGACGUGCAGAAGGAAGUGGAAAAAGUUGCCUUAAUGGAUCAUUCGGACCACGAUUGCAUUUGUGUGACAAUUCUCUCACACGGUGAACUUGGUUAUUUGUAUGCUAAAGACUGUCAGUACAAGUUGGAUAUUGUUUGGUCGUACUUCACUGCAAAUAGAUGCCCAACUUUGGCGGGUAAACCUAAAAUUUUCUUUAUUCAAGCUUGCCAGGGAGAUCAAUUGGACGCUGGAGUAUCACUGGCUGAGCGCACAGAAACUGAUAGUUCUGGGUCAAUGAGUUAUAAAAUACCUGCACACGCAGAUUUCCUAAUUGCUUACUCAACCAUUCCCGGAUUUUACUCGUGGCGAAACACUCAAAAAGGUUCUUGGUUUAUGCAAUCGCUUUGUCAAGAACUUAAUCAGCAUGGUAAAAAAUAUGAUAUUUUGACUCUGUUGACCUUUGUAGCGCAACGUGUGGCAUAUGACUUUGAAUCUAAUACGCCUGACAUCCCUAUGAUGCACCAGCAGAAACAGAUUCCAUGUAUAACAACGAUGCUUACCAGAUUGCUUCGCUUCACAGAUAAGUAAUGUAGCAUGUCCUUAGGUUACUUUUGUUGAAGUUACUACUUCAAAAAAAUAUGGAGCAGAGUAACACCAUUUUAAAUUCAAUAAGCAAGUUGAGCAACUCGUGACUAAGGGCGGGUAGAAAUCUGGUAUCAAUGUGGCUGUUUUUAUACUUAUUUAGAAUACCAUGUACGUUAACAGCAAAUUUUAAAAAGUGCUGUGUAUUGAAACGUAUUUUAUGUUUGGGUAUUUUCGAUGAUACUUAAUAUUCAAUUCGUAAUUUCUUUAACACUAAACAUACCGACUGAACUCCACGAAUAUUUUUUGCUUACAGACCGAAAUUGCCACGGUUGUCGAUAAAUGAACAUUUGUCUCGAUAAAAAGAUAAAUAGUAGAACAAUCAGCUUUGCAUUAUGUUUUAAAUACAUUUUCUAAUAAAAAUAGUUAGGCGGAAUAGUGCUAUGACGCCGUGAAAACAAGCCAAAAAAGCAAGGGGUUAAAUAACCUCUUCACGGUAUGUUUAAUGUUACGACAUCAAACUAUAGUUACUAUAUAUAUAGUUCGGCGGAUAGAAAACCAGGCGAAUUGGCAUCCCUGAUUUAUGAAAUUAAAUUUGAAAUUAUGGUGAAAUGUGCAGGUUUUUACGAAAAAUAAUCAUUUUGGAUUUUGAAAAGCUUUUGGCUCCGCUUUUGACGUUUAUUUGGCUCCCGAUUUUCUAUCCGCCGAACUAUAUAUAUAGUAACUAUACAUCAAACAAGCAAUGCAGAAUCAGCAGAAACAACUAUUAACGCAAGCUACAUGACCUAAAUUCUCAUGGCCAUUUUAUAAAAACGUAAAAGUGUCAAGGGUGUUAUUUUGUUUAACUAGUAUAUUCUCUUAUAUCUAAGCUAAUACUAUUGUAUUGAAAUAGGACAGAUUUUUGGAAUACAUUUCUUAAUAUUGUUUUGACAACUUUUCUAACUCCAGUCAUUGAUUUCUCGUAAGGUUUUAGGGGAAUGUUUGCAACAUGACCUACACACUUAAAAACACGACUUCAGUGCUUUUUUUAAGUGUGUAGUAAUUUUUCUAAGCCAGAUCUAAAACUUGGGGAAUAAGGUAAAAGGCAAUUUUCACGAUAGAGUUUCGUUUACAUGGCUGCCAUUUAUAAAUAUUUCCCAAACAAUUUAUCCAGUAUUUUCAAAAAUAAGAUUUUGGUAAAGUAUGCUCCCGAAACGCAAGUAAAAUCCAGUAGAAUGAUAUUUAUUCGCAUAUCAGUCCUUUUUUGCUUGAGGUCAUCCGAGUUUAUGAAUAACUGAAAAAAAUACGUACGUGCUUUUUACUGGAACACAAUAAAAAAAUUAAAUGAAUUGGAAUCCUACUAUGUUUAAUAAACAUUAAAUGCAACCAAAUACAUAGCAGUAACUUUAAUGAAUUGAUUUCUAUUACAAUAAAAAUUUCAUAGAUUGGUCAUACAAACAAGUUUUCUACAGAAAGUUCAACAGAUAAAAACAAUCUAAAAUGUUGAAAAUGUGUACAAUUAAUUGAUGUGAUGAGUAUGCGAGAAUUUUCUGAUAUGUCGACCAACAGUAAAAACAGCACUUUUUCAAUUACGAUAAAGCAAAACUAAAAUACAUUUGAUGCCAUUACAAAUAUAUAACGUUUGAAGACUCAGGAAAUUAUACUAAUUACCGACACCGGUUUCUUUACACUACUCAAGCUCAUCGUUUGAUUUAAAAUAUCGAAACUAUAACCGUUUAAGGUAAUUAUAUCACAUUCAUUACAAAAAGGUCACAUCUGACAACCAACGCACAAUUUUUAUUUAACAUUGUAAAAUAUUGAUACAGACAUAUAUUUCACAGAGAAAGAAAACUGCCAAUAUACUCAGAGAACUGUUUAGAUAAAUUUUAGAUUGCCUUGCAUAUUAAAUAAAAUAAUUUGUCAUAUUUCAAAAUAAUUAAGCAAUCAAACAUCUUAUUUAAGACAAAUUGACCGUCAGAAACAAAAAAAAAAUGUUGCAAAAGCGCGUGAAAAAUAAGAUCAGAGUUGUGCGUCUAUACAGCCUCAGUGAGAAAUAUCAGUCAGAAGUUAGACCAGAUAGACAGUCGCAAGCAAAAAAUUCGGCACAAGGGUAACAUUUCUUACCAGAUAGUGUUUCAAACCGUUAUCGGCGCUAACAAAACAAAAAUUUAUUUAGUCCUGACAAGAAAAUUCAUUAGACUACAAAAAUGUGAUUCAACAAGAACAGCAAUUGUUCGAAAUUACGCCCUUUUAUCAUGUUUCUUUUGGCCGGGAUGACAAAAAAUAAGUAUCAAAAUCAAAUAAUCAGAAGAGGUAUAAAAAGGAUAUUUCGUAAAGAAACAUGCAGUGAAUGUGAUAUUUUGAAAAUAUCUGUUAGCGUUUUUGUGAGCCGAACAAUCAACCCUCUCUGUUCCAUGGUGACUCUUGAUGCUAAAAUCAGCAUAUUAAAUUUUAAAGUUAUUUAACCAUGGAUAUUUCUAUUAUCGAAAUCUAGUAGAAAUAUUGUUGUAUAAGCGGUAUAAUUAUGCUUGACGAAUUGUUUGUUUUAGUUAUUUGCGGAGGACUUUGGACCUUGGGACAAAAAGGUUGAAAAGGCAAAAAGAAACUCUUAGAUCAAGUUUCUAGUUUACCGUGUCAACAUUUAUUUGCCCCUUUGAUUAAAAUAUGCCUACAAAUCUUUUAAGCUAUUUAUGAAAUGAUUAAACUGUUCAAAAUCGUUCCACACACCGAAAGACAUUUUACCAUAAUCUACACAUAUUUGCAACCGUGCAACUAACAGACAGAUGGAAAUCCAUGUACCACUUUAGAAUGGCUUAGGCACAUAAGUUGUCAAUUCAUACAAAACGAAAAUAAAAUUUAUUCAUUUUGCUUCACUUUUGUUAGAAGCUGCCUAGUUUAAAUUUAUCAAAUAUUGAAUAAGCAUUGAAAGAGAUAGCUCGUAGUUUUAAGAAGCAAAAGAGGACACUUAUAUUUUUAGAUACGAUAGAAAAAUGCGAAAA